GAGUGGAAAAGAAAAAACUCCUUAUUAUUAACAAACAAAUAAGCCAGAUAUAACCGUCGGCGGAUUUUUCUCGAAGAAGACAAAAGAGCAAUUUGCGUUUUGUUUGUAAUUCUUUCUUUACAUAUAAGAAAAUUUGAUUUAAAAGAACUAAGUGAGCAAAAGAGCAAUUAAUUAAUAAUUAUAUUAAUUGAUUUUUAUCGCAAAGCAAGUCUGAACGAGAAGAGAAACAAUACAAAUAUCUAAAAGAUUGUAAGGGGUCGCAGAAAAAAUAUUAAAUAUUUGGCAAACAUUCGAUUUUCCUUCUUUUUUUUUUUUUUUUGUUUUUGCUUGAGUCGUGAAAGUGGUUUAGUGGUUAGUAAAAUAAUAAGAUGAGUAAAAAUUUUUAUGAGACUCUUGGCAUAAAACAAACUGCCAACGAUGAUGAGAUCAAGAAGGCGUAUCGCAAAUUGGCGUUAAAAUAUCAUCCGGAUAAGAAUCAAAGCCCACAAGCUGAGGAACGUUUUAAGCUGAUUGCUGAGGCUUAUGAGGUGUUGUCAGAUAAAAAGAAACGCGAUAUUUAUGACCAAUAUGGCGAAGAGGGUCUUAAAGCCGGAAUUUCGGGAUCAACAGGCGAACCAGGUAGCAAUUAUACAUAUCACGGUGACGCGCGUGCCACCUUUGCGCAGUUUUUCGGAAAUUCCAAUCCUUUUGGCGCAUUCUUUGGUAUGGAUGACCCUAUGUUCGGACAGCAGACUAUUUUCAUGAGUGAUGAUGACCUCUAUACCGGCAUGAGUGGUGGUCCUGGCGGCGCGUUUCGUUCACAUUCGUUUAAUGCUCCACCAAAUCGCAAACGACAGCAACAAGAUCCUCCUAUUGAACACGACCUCUAUGUCUCUCUCGAAGAGGUUGAUAAAGGCUGCGUAAAAAAAAUGAAGAUCUCACGAAUGUCAAUGGCAACAGGUCAAUCCCGUAAGGAGGAGAAGGUUUUGAAUAUAACAGUAAAACCGGGUUGGAAAUCAGGUACUAAAAUUACUUUCCAAAGAGAAGGUGACCAAACUCCCGGAAAAAUACCCGCUGAUAUAAUAUUCAUCAUUAGGGAUAAGCCGCACUCAUUGUUUAAGCGUGAAGGCACUGACAUUAGAUACAAUGCAAAGAUCAAUCUUAAGCAGGCAUUGUGCGGAACAAGUGUUCAUGUGCCGACAUUGCAGGGCGACAGAAUUCCAGUGAAUACACAGGGUGAAGUAAUAAAACCCAACACAGUCAAGCGUAUAAGUAAUCGAGGAUUGCCUUUCCCCAAAGAGCCUUCCCGACGUGGUGACCUGCUUGUCUCAUUUGACAUCAAAUUUCCCGAAACGCUACAACCGCCAGUUAAGGAAUUACUUAACGAAAUACUCCCGAAUUAAAUCUUUUUCCAUUUCUGCUUUAACAUUUAGUGCAUAUAUAUAUUCUAAACAAUCGAGUGGCGGGAGGAUUAAGUAUGCCUAUACAUACUUAAUCAUUAUCCACCGGUUAAACAAAUAUUAGCAAAUUGUAAUCGAUGGGGGGAUCAUUACAAAGUUUUUUAACAAAUAAGAUUUCUUUCGGUUUUCACUCCUUCCCCUUCUAGCGAUGUUAUCUACGUAACAUCUCCAUUUUAUCUAUGCAAAUUUCUUUCCAAUGCUACUGUUGUAACUUAAUGUAUUAUUUACUUUUAGUUAUGUAUUUUAGGCUAUAAAUUAAUUAAAAAAAAAAAAAAAGGGAAAAAAGCAUAUAUAAAAAAAUGUAUAUAAAUUGUGGCGCAGAACAACCAACGCCGUUGUAAUGCAAAAUUAUUCAUUCGAUAAACUUACGCUAGGAUAAAAUGCAUCGUUGAUCAUUUUGCAAAGCACUAAGAGAUUUGUAUUCUAUGCAUAUGUAUGUAU
Glossina fuscipes is the source of this 1880-nucleotide messenger RNA. RefSeq names its product dnaJ protein homolog 1 (gene DnaJ-1). The record is from RefSeq and is a predicted model, not a curated record. The transcript is spliced from 2 exons. Gene Ontology annotation, molecular function: protein-folding chaperone binding. Bases 369 to 1382 code for a protein of 337 amino acids. Gene Ontology annotation, biological process: negative regulation of transcription by RNA polymerase II. Gene Ontology annotation, cellular component: cytosol. NCBI's taxonomy places the organism in Eukaryota, Metazoa, Arthropoda, Insecta, Diptera, Glossinidae.